Molecule: messenger RNA, 1578 nt
Organism: Botrytis cinerea B05.10
Lineage: Eukaryota; Fungi; Ascomycota; Leotiomycetes; Helotiales; Sclerotiniaceae
Exons: 2
Coding region: 468-1187 (239 amino acids)
Source: RefSeq, a predicted model, not a curated record
GUCAGCUUUCCAAAGAUGCUCCUGCAAACCGUGCAAGCUUACUUUUCUUUUUCCAGAGGAGAAGACAGAGUCAAGAACCACCUUUUCUUCCUCCACUUCUUUUUUUGUCUUGCAUUUUUUGCAGAAACCGGUGGUUCGUUCGUGACUCCACUCCUCCACGAGUUUGAUUCUUCUUAUCGAUUAUUAUCGAUCGAAUUGAUUGCGGGCAAAAUUACGGGACGGGACGUUAUUUGGACAUAGCGGCGGACGAACAAGAAUUGAAACUUUGAACCCCUCAUGACCUAGUGAGACGAAACGAGUAUCGGUUACCUUACUUAUCCGUAGGGUUUGAGGUUACAUUAUUCACUUGCUUUAAUUGCACUCUGAAUUGCUUGUAAUCCUUUUUCGAAUCUCUCAAUUACAUCAACGAUUCUUCAAUUCCUCUUCUUCUCUUCACGCCAAAUUAAAAACUCCAGAAUAUCGCAAAGAUGGGUUGGUUUGACGGCGUCUCCGAAUCAGGUCGCUCCCACUCCUCAAAACGUCACUCUUCACAUUCGCAUUCCAGCAAAAAACGCCCUUCUUCCUCUCAUUCUUCCCAUCACAACAAUUCUUCUGGGCUUCUCGGAAGCGUUUUAGGAGGCACAUCUCCCAAAUCUCCCAAGUCACCCAAAUCCCCCAAAUCCCCCAAAUCAAGCCAUAGCCACCGAGAGCGUUCCAGAAGUCGUACGCGAGGCACCGACAGUAUUUUUGGCGACGGAGAUGCGAAACAUAAUUCUAGUCGGAGUAGUAUCUUCGGCGUCUCGCACUCCACAUCCCACUAUAAGCGUUCUCCUCGCCCCAACUACUUAAAGCGCAUCUAUGCCAAAUUGCGCGAACUCCUGCGCGAUCUCAUCUAUUACAUGAAGCGCCACCCGCUAAAAGUAUUCAUGCUCGUGAUCAUGCCUCUCAUAACAGGUGGUGCGCUAGCCGGAUUAUUGAAGAAAUUCGGGGUUAGGUUACCUGGCGGACUAGACAAGUUAAUUGGUGGCGGAAAGGGAAGGGGAAGUGGAGGAAGCGGAUUUUUGGGGGGCAAUAGAGGCAAUGGGACUUACGAGUAUGAGAGAAGUAGCGUAAAGAGCACUGGAGGCGCAAUGGAGAAAUUAGGGAUGCUGGCGGGCGGCAUGGAAGGAGUAGGAGGAGCGAUGAAGUUGGCGAAAUUAUUCAUCUGAUGUGGAGUCUGGAAUGAUUGCAAGUGGGAUGAGAGAUGGGUGGAAAUGACGUGAUGAGGAUAUCUUGAUCGGGUUGGAUUCGGCGUUGGAUGUUUGGAUUGAUGCAUUUCCUUUUGAUUUAUUCUCUUCUCGCGUUCCUUCUUUCCCAAAAGCCUGCAUUUUCAUGCGGACAUAGAUACCAUGAUUAGGGUGCGAUUGUGUGACUGGUCUUGAAUACAAAAGAUUUUGAAUACAGACGCAACAUCAUGCUGUGAUUAGAUAGGUAAAAUCUGUGAGUGGAUUCGGCUAUAAAGGAGGGAUCGCUCAGUUAUCUCUUCACAGACUCAGGGCAUAUAUUUUCGAGUGAGCUUAAUGAGCCCUAUAAGCUUCCCCUAAUGACAACUAUUUAACA